AUGGGAGAUUCGCAGGUCCUCGUCCAAGUAAGUGGUGGUGGUGGCGGCGUCAAGUUUGGAGGAACCAAGGAGCUGGACAAAGUUUACGCUGUGAUCGUCGUGAUCGUGAUAUGCUGCUACGUCUCUGCCUUUGCCUGGUCUUGGGGACCCUUGGGCUGGCUCGUUCCCAGCGAGAUUUUCCCACUGGAGACGCGAUCGGCCGGGCAAGCGAUCACGGUGGCAGUUAAUCUCUUCUUCACCUUCGUCAUUGCGCAGGCGUUCCUCAGCAUGAUGUGCCAUAUGAAGUUCGGGAUCUUCCUGUUCUUCGCGGCCUGGGUGGCGAUCAUGUCAGUCUUCGUCUUCUGGUUCAUACCCGAGACCAAGAACGUUCCAAUCGAGGAGAUGAUCGGUGUGUGGAGAAAGCACUGGUUUUGGAGGAGGAUUGUCCCGGACCAAGAUCCUCCGGUUAUCCCAUACAAGCAGGAUGAUGAAAGCAAGAUGGGCAUAGAGAUGACAAACUAA
Molecule: messenger RNA, 501 nt
Organism: Selaginella moellendorffii
Lineage: Eukaryota; Viridiplantae; Streptophyta; Lycopodiopsida; Selaginellales; Selaginellaceae
Product: sugar carrier protein A
Exons: 2
Coding region: 1-501 (166 amino acids)
Biological process (GO): transmembrane transport
Cellular component (GO): membrane
Molecular function (GO): carbohydrate transmembrane transporter activity
Source: RefSeq, a predicted model, not a curated record